AUGUUAAACACACUUUUAAAUAUCGCAUCAUCCUAUAGCUCUUCGGAAUGUAAAGAAAAAACUAUUUUAAAUAAUAAGGUUUGUUUUAAAGAAACAUAUAAUAAAGAAGAAGAGGAUAAUAGAAAAAAGAGCGCAAACAAUUAUAAUAUUAAUAAUAUUUGUGAAUCUAAAGUGCAAGCUAAUAAUAAUGAAAAUAAUAAUAAUAACAACAAUUCAUCAACCAUUCCAAAUUCAAUAAAAAGCAAUUUAGCUAGCAAUGUUAAUUAUAAUAACAUGCAAAAUGGACAGUUCGAAAAAUCGAGUAACAGUACCAAAUGCAUGGGUUAUAAUUUUCAAGCUAAAGAGGUUAAUAAUACGAUAGGGAAUGAUAGUAGCAAUAGUAAUAACAAUUAUGAUGAUAAUACAAAUAAAAAUGAGGCUUUAAAUAAAUUUGAAAAGAAGGAAAAUGAUACUAUAAUGAACAUGUCAUUGUCAGGUAAAAAUGGUGUAGUGGACUUUGAAAAGGGUAGUGAUAACAAUAAUAGCAGUAAUGAUAAUGCUACUAUUAAUAGUAACAGAAGUAAUAACAUUGGUGAUUUGAAAAAAUCUGAACAUGUUAAUAAUUCACAAGGUAAUCAUAAUAAUUUUAUUAAAAAUAAUGAUUCUGUUAAUAACUCAACUUUUAAGAUUCAGGAUACAUCUAAUAUUUCCAAUGUAAAUGAAACCUUACCAAUUAUUACUGUUAAUAAUGAUAAUAAUAAUAAUAAUUGUAGUAGUAAUAGUGAAAUCAUAUCUGAAAUGGGUUACAGUCAAGAUACUGUAAAAAACCCAUCUAGUGUUGCCAAUCCUUCCCAUAUAUUUUCUAAGUCUUGUAAUGAUUAUAAUAAAAUUGAAAUAAGUGAUGAAAAAUGUGAUCAUGUAAAUAAUAAUAAUAGUCAUAUUACUCAAGAAUCGAAAAUAACUCAAAUUAGUGAGAAUACAAAAAUUAACGACUCCACUGUUCAUGGUAAAAUAAGCAAUUGCGCUAGUAGUAAUAAUAAUGCUGCGGAAAACGAUGAUAGUAAUAAGAACGAUAGUAAUAAGAAUGAUAGUAAUAAGAGCGAUAAUAAUAAGAGCGAUAAUAAUAAAAGCGAUAAUAAAAAUAGUUAUGGUAAUAGUUCAGGGAAUAAUAAUAAUAAUAACAAAGGAGGUUCUGGGAAUAGACCAGGAAAUAAUAACAAUACAGGUAAUAGUAAUGGGGGUGGUAAUGGAACGGAUCCUGAUGGAAAUGAUAAUAAAGAUGAUAAUAAUGAAAAGGAUAAAGACAAAAACAAUAGUAGUAAUGAUAAUAAUAAUAAUAAUAAUAAUAAUGAUAAGAUAAAAAAAAAAGAAAAUAAUAACAAAAAUGGGGAUUCAAAUGUAAAAAAAACAAAUAAAAAUGUAAAUGGUAAUGAUAAUAUUGAAACAAAAAAAUCGAACACAAAAUCUUUGAUUAGUAACACAAACAGUAGUAGUACAAUUUCUGGAAGUUCAUUAAAUGCUGAUGCACCUGAAUUUGUACCAUCUACUAAAUCUGUUCAAGGUAAUUUACAAUUUAAUAAUUUAAUGUGGGGUAAUUAUUAUCAUGAUAUUUCAAAUAACUCUUUUGGUAAUAUGCAAAAUGUUAAUUUGUUAAAUAUGAAUGGGUUAGGGAAUAAUAAUAAUAUUAUGAUUCAAACUCCAUUAAUAGAUAAUAUGACAAAUAUAAAUAAUGAUACAACAGGUAGUAAUUUAUUAGGAAUUCAAAAUUCUAGUAAUAAUAAUUCUAGUACAAUUAUUGAUUCGAAUUUAAAUGGAUAUAAUAAUAAAACUGGGGGUAUUGUAGGUUCGAAUUCUGUUGUUAAUAAAAAUAAUACAAAUGCUGGAAAUACAAAUACACCCCUUGGAGCACAAUUUAAUGGUGUAGAUGGAAAUGAAAAAUUUACUGACAAAAAUAAUAAUAAUCAUCUAACUUCUAUAUCUGGAAACAAUUCCAAAGUAAAUAAUAACAAUAAUAAUAACAAUAUUCAUGGUAUUAAUACAGAAGAUAAUAGUAAUAAUAAUACAACUGGUCUAGGUAAUAAAAAUUUAGGAGGAACAGGGCCCAUAGAUUCAACAUAUUUAAAUCAUAAUAUGUUAGAAGGAGGAAAAAAUUUAAGGUCUAAUAAUUUUAUGAACAAUUCAGAAAAUUCUAAUGGAUUUGAUAAUUCAGAUAUACAUAGCACAAGUAACAAUAAUAGUAAUAAUAAUAAUGCACAUCAAAAUUUCCCAGGUAAUAAUUCAAUGAUGCAUCAUCAUCCACAUCAUCAUAAUUUUUAUUUGAAUCCUCCAUAUUUAAUUAAUAAUCAUCCAAAUGGUUUAUCUAGCCAUCAAACAAUUUUUACUCCAAUACCAUAUGGAGGUGGAGGGGUGGCUGGUACAAAUAAUGGGGAUAUACAUCAUGACCUACCUUUUCCACAACCUCCAGUUUAUAAUCAUUUUGGUAAUAAUUCAAUUAAUGUUCAAAAAAAUGCAAACUUAAAUAUGAAUCCAUAUAAUUUUAUAUCUUGUGGUUUACCCGGUGCAGGACCUUUAGCUACGGGUGGACCAAUAAAUAUGGCUAGUCAUCAUCACAUAGAUCCUCAUUUUUUAAAUAGUGCUGAUAAUGUUCCAAUGAAAUUACCAUAUAAUCAUAUGGGGCAAACAAACAGAAGAAAUAAUAUGUUUAAUCAUUUUGGUAACAAUGUUAAUUUACAUGGCCCUAAUAAUAUUAAUGAGAAUAAUUAUGAUAUAAAUUCAAAUAAUAAUAAUAUGAAUCCAUUAAUUUCUGCUAAUAUUGGAGGAGCAGGAUAUGUUUUCAAUUCUGCAUAUAAUACUAUGCAACCUGGUGUUAUGCGAAUAAAUACAGAUGGUAGUACAUCUACUAAUUCUAACAAUACAUCUAAUAAUGCAAAUAAUAAUACAAAUAAUAAUAGUGGAAAUAACAAUUCUCCUUCUAAUGGUAAUAAUAAUAAUAAUGGUAGUUUAAAUACUACUGGAAAUGUUAUAGGCCUAAACCCUUCCAUCAUAAAUCCAGGAGUUAAUGUUCCUAUUCCUCAUCAUCAUAUAGAUAAUAUAAAUAAUCCAAUGCAUAUAAAUGGCAUACAUAUGAAUCAUGGGCUUUUAUUAAAUAACCCUAAUAUAAAUAAUAUACAUAAUAUAGGUAAUCAUGUUCCUAUGGGAAAUGUAGGGAAUAUGGGUAAUGGAAUGGUAGGGCUUGUUGGAGUUGGGAGUAUAGGGGGAAUGAAUGCUACUGGAAAUAUUAGCAAACAACAAAAAAGACAAAAUGUUUAUAAUGAUAGAACUGGAGGAAUGAAUAAUAAUAACACUGAAAAUGUUGGAACAAAUAAUAAUAACAAUACAACUAGUGGUAGUACAAACAAUAAGCAAUAUAAUAAUAAUUAUAAAGAAAAUAAAAAUACAAUGAAAAAUAAUAUGGGAAAUGGAAAUGAGGUAUUAAAUAAUUAUAAUUAUGGAAUGAAACAUGAAAAUAAUAAAAAAAAUAAUAGUAGAUACAAUUUGAUAAAUAAUACAACUGAUAAUUUUAAUACUAACUAUAAUUAUAAUGGAAGUAAUACAAUGAAAAAUAAUUCAGCUACUUCAAAGGGUUCAUAUAAUAAUAAAGGAGGAAAAGAAGAAUCAAAUAAUAUAACAGGUGGUAAUAAUUUUUAUAAUAGAAAUGGUGUAAAUACUUCUACUACUGGUGGAGGAGGUUCUAUUACAUCUACAAUUGGAAAUACUACUAAUAAUGUUAAUACAUCUAAUGAUAAUACUAAAGAGGCAGGAGUAUCUGGAGAUGCAACAAAGGAAGUGGUAUCUGAUUUAAACGAAAGUAACAAUACAAAAACGAAUAAUAACAAAGAGAAUUUCCAAUAUGGAAAUUAUAAGGGAAAAAACAAUUAUUAUUUAAAUAGCUCAAAUGAUAAAAAUAGUAAAGGACAUAGUAAUACUAUAGCAAAUCAAAAUGUUGUUACCACUAGUAACAAUAAAGAGGAUUAUAAAAGUGGUAGAAAUUAUGGAAGCAACAAAAUUGUUGACGAUAAAAGUGGAACCAAUACAUCUAAAAAAGAUGCAGGAAAGGAUAAUACAAAUAACAACAAUAAUAAUAACAGUGGUAGAUAUGGAAAACAAGGUGAUAAUUGGGUUAAAAAAGGAUAUGGUGCAAAUAAUAGCAACACAUCUAACAACAUUAAUUCAAGAACCAAUAAUAGUACAACCAAACAUGGAAGUUAUUCGAAUAGUAAGUAUAACACAGGUUCUGAUAGAAGAGGUAGUAAUACUAGAUAUGAUGAAGGAGGUAAUAAAACAGAGAAAUUAGGUUAUAAAACAAAUGAUAAAAAAGGAAAACCUGAAGAAGAUAAACAUACAAAAGAAAACAAAAUCAAUAGUAGUAACAAUGCAGAAAUAAAUAAUAACCAAACUAAUGAAGCUGGAAAUAAAAAUUCUAAUACCAAUCCAAGUAAUGAAGAAAAUAAUACAACUGGAUAUAAUGCAAAUAAUAAAGUAGGAUAUAAUAAUAUAAAGAAUGUAAAGAAUGGUGAUAAAAAGAAUAUGGAAUUUUCAUCAUGGGUAAAAAUAGCUAAAAUGAAUCCUAAUAAUAAAAAAAAAAAUGAAAAGAUAAAUGUAUCAACUCCACAACCAGAUAAUACUAACCCAGCACCAUCAUCUUCAUCUUCUGUAAAAAAUGGAAAUACAGGAGAUACAAAUCAUAAUUAUAGUAAUAGUCGAAAUUAUAACAAAGGAGCUGGAUAUGGAAAAGGGUUUCAUGGAGAAGUACCACAAAUAAAUGAAGAAAAUGAAACACCAUUAUUAUCCACAAAUAAAGAAUCUAAAAAAAAUGCUGAAAUAAAAGAAGAUGCAAAAAAAGAAUCACAUCUAUUAAGUAGUACAACCAACACUAACCAACGUUAUGAUAGUAAUAAUAAAGGAGUGAAAAAGAGUGGUGGAGCUGAUGAUAAAAUAAAAGGAAAAACAAUUGGAAACUAUUCUGGUAAUAAAAAUUACAUUAACGAAGAAGCUCGAAAUAAGGAUUCUAACAGACCAAAGGGUGUUGAUAAUAAAAACAAAAAUAGUAAUAGCAAUAGUAAUAGCAAUAUUAAUAGCAAUAUUAAUAGUAGUAGCAAUGCCAAUAUUAAUAGUAGUAGCAAUGCCAAUAUUAAUAGUAGUAGCAAUGUCAAUAGCAACAGUAUUGGUGUAACCAGUAAUGGUAAUAAAAAAAUAGACUAUAACGAUAAAAAAAAUAUUUCAAACAAUUUAAGUGGAAAUAAUAAUAGCUAUUCACAUAGACAAAGAGAAAAAUUAAAAAUAAAAAAUGUUGAAAUAAAACAAAUUGGAGAAAAAAUAGUUCCAAAUGUUUCAUCUGCUUCUGCUAGAAAUAGUAGUAGUGGUCAUAAUAGAGGAAUGGAAGAUAAUGAAAAUGAAGAUAAGAAAGAUGUUGAAAAAAACAAAAAAACUAAUACACAUACUAGUGAUAAUAAUAUGAAUCAAAAAAAAGAAACUGAAGAAAUUACAAAAGAUGAAAUAAAACAAACUGCUAAUAUAAAUGACAAAAAUUAUGUAGAUGAGGAAAAUGCAGAUAACAAAGAUUUAGUGAAAAAAAAUGAAUCUAAUAAUGUUAAUAGCAAUGUAAAUAAAAAUAAAGAAAUUGGAAAAGAUGAAAUACAAAUUAAUAGUCAAAUAAAUAAUUUAGAUGAUAAUGCAAAAGGAAAAAAAAGUAAUAUAUUUAAUCAAGCAAAAAGUAGUUAUAAAUAUCCAGCAGAAGGAGAAAAUAAUUCCAAUACAAAUACAUCUACUGAAAAUAAUAAUAAUAAUAAUAAUAAUAAUAAUAAUAAAACGGGAUCUAAUAAUUAUAAAGGAAGCUUAUGGAAUGGAAAAAUAUCUUUUGCUGAAAUGGCAAAACGUCGACCUAAAAAAGAUUCAAAAGAAUCGACUGGUAAUAAUAAUAACAAGCCAGAUCAAACUGACAAAAAGGGAAGUAAUGUCAACAAAAAUGGUAAAGUAUUAAGAAGAAUCGAUGAUAAUAGUCAUAUGAAACAGGAACAAACUGAUAAUGCAACUUAUGAUAAUAAAAGUGAAAUAAACGAAGAAGAAUUAACAAAAGAAGAUGAUAAAGAUGAAAUAAAAAGAGAAGAUGAAAUUAAGAAUGUAGAAAGAGAAGAAAUUGAAGAGAAAAAAAAUAAAGAAAUUGAAGAGAAAACAAAUAAAGAAAUUGAGGAGAAAAAGAAUAAAGAAACCGAUAGCAAUAAUAAAGGUGGUGAUAUAGAAACUGUUAAUGAGCUAGAGAACGGAGAAAAAGAAAUAAUGAGUGCAUCUAAUAAAGAUGCAGAAAAUAUAGCAACUGAAGAACUUGAUGGUACUAAAAAUAAAAUUAAUAAAAUUGAAAUUGAAGAAAAAGAAAUAAAACAAAACAAACUUGCCUCAAAAGAUGUAUCACAAAAUAAAAUAAAUAUUGGUGAUGAUAAAAUAACUAUGAAUGUUAACGAAGAUGGAAAAAAAAAAAUGGGAAAAGAUGAAAUUAGCGCUAAGACUAAUGAUGAUGAAAAGGACAUAGAAAAUAAUAAGUUGAAUAAUAAAGAAAAAGAAAAAACAGAAGAAUUAAAUUGUGAAAAAUCUAAAAAAAAUGAUGAUGAAAAGGACGUAGAAAAUAAGGAAAAAAGUGAUAAUAAAAAUGUAGAAUCAGAAGAAAGAAAUGAUGAAAAGGAUGAAAAGGAUGAAAAUUGUCAAAAUUGUCAAAAGGGUGAAGAUAGUAAAAAUUAUGAAAAUGUGUUAGAUCCAAAACAAAAAGAAAAACAAAAAAAAAUCGAAAAAUGGCAAACAGAAAAAAGGUUUACAAAAAUUGAUUUAUUAGAAAUAUAUUUAGGUCAUAAUUGGAGCUUAAGAGGUGAAAAUUUUAAUUUCGUUUUAUCCAAAGAUAAUACAUCAGAUGCACAUUAUAAAGGAAAUAAUUAUAUGCACAAUAAUAUAAAUUCAAAUGAAGAUAAUAAUAAUAAUAAUAACAAUUCUAAUAUUAGCAAUAUUUAUAUGAAUGAUGGAAAAGUUCCUAAUACAUAUAACAAUAAAAGAUAUAACAAUUCAGGAUAUAGUCAUGGAAAUAAUAUAAAUAAUUCUCAAAUGAAUCAAUACAAUAUUCAUAAUUCUGGAAAUAAUGUUGGAAACAAUUCUAAUAAUAAUAAUAUAGGAGGAAAUAAUAAUAAUUAUGAAAAAAAUAUGCAAAACAAUCAAAAUUCGAAUAAUGCGAAAGGUGGAGAUGAUGGGUGGAGAUAUGCUUUUUCUAAAAAUAUGCAAAAUAAUAUGCAUUUAAAUAGUAUAAAUAAUAAUAAUAUGAAUUAUAUGGAUGGUAAUAAUAAUGAUCCUAAUAAUUUGAAUAUAAAUAAUAAUAGUGGAAAUAAUCAUGGAGGAAAAAAUGGGCAAGGUAAUAGUUUUGAAUGGAGAAAAGGAGAUGGUGAUAAAUUAAAAGGAUUUUUUGAUUCUACAAGAGCAGUAGAAUCACCAGAUGCAUGGAGAAAUAAUAAUACAGGACAACAAAAUGGUAGUAGUAAUAAUUCUAAACCAACAAUAUCAGAAAAUAGUUGGCUAGUAAAACAAAGUCAAUUAAAAGCUGAUAAAUAUACAUGUCUAAUGAGAAAAUUAAGAGGUAUUUUAAAUAAAUUAACAUUUGAAAAAUUUGAUUUAUUAUAUGAACAAAUAAUAUUAGUAGAUAUAUCAAAACUUGAAGAAAUAAUUGGGCUAAUGAAAUUGGUUUUUGAAAAAGCAGUAACUCAACAUCAUUUUGUACAAAUGUAUGUACAAUUAUGUAAAAAAUUAAAUAUACAUUUUCAUAGUAUGAAAUUAGAAGAUGGAUCAGUAGUUCAAUUUAAAAAAAUUUUGAUAAAUCAAUGUCAAGAUAGUUUUGAAAAUAAUUUAAAACCUAUAGAAUUUCCUAGUCAUUUAAAUGAUGAUGAAAAAUUUGAAUUUGAGCAAAUGCAUAAAAAUAAAGUAAGAGGAAAUAUGUUAUUUGUUGGAGAAUUGGUUAAAUCUGGAAUUAUUUCUAUACCUAUUGUUUUUGUAUGUAUUAACCAAUUAUUAGAAAAAAGAGAUAAUUAUAUUUCUCAAAAAAAUGAUACUAAUGAAGGCAAUCUACAUUUAGAAGCAUUAUGUAUGUUUUUAAAUACAGUUGGUGAAAUAUUAGAUACACAUGAAAAAUCAAAUCAAGAAGAAGUGAAAAAUUUAUAUAAUAAAUUAAAUGAAAUUGUAAAUGAUGAAAGUAUAUUAUUCCGUGUUAGAUGUUUAAUUAAAGAUGUUAUAGAUAAUAGAAAUGAAAAAUGGAAUAAAAAAUUUGCUCAUAAAUUAGAGGGUCCAACAACUUUAAGUGUAUUACAUGAUAAAAUAUUAAAAGAAACAAUUGAUCAAAAUAAUCGAAUUUUUUCUAAUAAUAAUUCAAAUAAUUAUCAUGAAAAUAAAAUGAAUAGUAGUUUGAAUAACAUGCGAAAUAAUUUGCUUAGAAAUUCCAACUAUGCCAUGAAUAAUAAUAAUAAUAAUGCUAAUGGAGGAAUGGGAAAUAAUAAUAAUAUGCCAUAUGGAAUGAACAAUCAAAUGAAUAUGAGAGGCAUGGGAAAUACUGGAAUGAAAAAUAUGGAUCCAAAUAAAAAUAUGAAAAAAAUGACAAUGAAUAUUAUGAAGAAUAAAAAUACAUCUUCUAAAAUGAUGGGGGAUGAUAUAAAAUUCGGACAAAAUACUGGUACCCAUUUUGGUGAUGGAACCGGACCAUUUAAUACUGAUAGUAAUAAUAAUAAUAAUAAUAAUCCUGGUGGCAAUUAUUAUGAAAAUACAUCAAAAAAUAAUAUGUCAUAUAAAAAUCAAGCAUAUAUGGGAAAUGACAACAAUAACAAUAAUAAUAACAAUAAUAAUAACAAUAAUAAUAAUAACAAUAAUAAUGGCAUUUUUAGCAAUUUGAGUUCAAUGUUUACGAAUAAAGAAAACAAAAAUGAAGGCAAUUUUUUUUCAAGAGUUUUUAAUUUGAAAAAGAAUCAAAAUAAUAACACAUCUAGUGGUUCGGGACAAGAUUCGUCAUUUCGAGGGGGUGUAGAUGUAAAUAAAAUUAAUGAACAUCAAAACCAAACCCAAAACCAAAACAAUAAAGAUUCGAAUAAAGCAAAUGAAAAUAAUAAAAUGUCAAAUGAUAUUUCUAAUGCAAAUGAAAAUGGACAAAAUGAUUAUUCAUAUGUUGAAGAUUAUCUUCCUAAAAUUAAAGAAAUAAUGGAAUUAUCUACAAAUAUAAGUGAAUGGGAUGAAUUAACAAAAAAAUUUGAAGAAUUAAAUAUUCCUUCAAAAUAUAAUGAAAAACUUCAGAAUACCAUUUUAAAAUUAACUUUAAAAAAAUAUGCAUGUAAUAAAUAUUUAGAAAGAAGUGAAAGUUAUUUUAAUUGGCUAGUUACAACAGCUUUGGCAAAUAAAAUAGAUUUAGUAUCUUUUAAAUCGUGUUGGAAAUCUUUCUUUUUAGAAAAUGAUGAAAAUAGUUAUGAAUAUACAAAAGAAGAUUAUCCAUUGUUGCCAUUUAUAGCCAAAAAUUUUAUAAAAGCAGUUGAACAACAUGAUACUGAUCAUAUUCUUUAUGAUGUAGAUGCAUUGAAUGAAAUCAAAAAUGUUGUAUAA
Molecule: messenger RNA, 9624 nt
Organism: Plasmodium yoelii
Lineage: Eukaryota; Apicomplexa; Aconoidasida; Haemosporida; Plasmodiidae
Product: polyadenylate-binding protein-interacting protein 1, putative
Exons: 1
Coding region: 1-9624 (3207 amino acids)
Cellular component (GO): eukaryotic translation initiation factor 4F complex
Molecular function (GO): protein binding; mRNA binding; translation initiation factor activity
Source: RefSeq, a predicted model, not a curated record